Perca fluviatilis (European perch) is the source of this 1045-nucleotide messenger RNA. Its product is annotated as KICSTOR complex protein SZT2-like. Bases 152 to 1045 code for a protein of 297 amino acids. NCBI's taxonomy places the organism in Eukaryota, Metazoa, Chordata, Actinopteri, Perciformes, Percidae. Gene Ontology annotation, cellular component: peroxisome. The transcript is spliced from 8 exons. The record is from RefSeq and is a predicted model, not a curated record.
CCUGUACUAGCCGACGCUUCUACGAACAACACCUGACAAGACAAAUGAUAAACAAGCAUUGGGACAAAUUCUUUUUCCCCAAACCAAAGUGAAUAUUAGUCAGCGGAGGCUCGCUAACGUCCCCGCCCGCAGUCCCUAUGCGAUACAAGGCAUGGCAGAGAGACAGGACAAUGAGGUGGAGGAGGCUGACCAGAUCUACCUGCUGAUGAAGGAGGAGUAUCGGAUCUCUAGGAAUGUGCGUCUGGCGUGGUUCCUUGGCAAACUUAACCAAGUCAUCUGGCCAGCUUCAAAACAUGAACUGCUGAACUCCGAGAAUGAAUUGGACUUGCUGAGUAUCUUACCUAAAGGAUGGCAGACGGACUUCUCCCCCACCAUGUACCCCUACAUGUUGGUGCCAUCCACUCGAGCCACCUUCCUGGCCCGGAGGUACCGCUUCAUCAUUGAGCUGGACCUCAGCCCCUCCACAGGCAUCGUGGACGACAGCACAGGAGAGAUGAUCUUUGACGAGGUGUUUCAUGCCUUGUCGAGGUGUCUGACUGGUCUGGCACAACCAUUCAAAGUCCCCGGAACUGACCAACUUUUCAAGCCCAAGAUUUUCAUCACCAUCUUGGCGUAUUCGUCAAUUAUUGGCCUCGCCUCCCAUCAGGUUUUGGUACAGGGCUGUCAGCUUGAUAGAAUAAACCUCGAUGAGUUCCGGCAUCACAUCUACCAGCAGCUCAGAGCAGUGGAGAGCAACAUCGCAGAAGUCCUACAUCAGCAGCAUGAACAGUGUGUGGAGCCAGUCCGAUGCUCAAGUCCCCGUAGCAACAUCCAGGAUGAGCAGCCCCACAGGAAGCAAGGCAUUUCAAUGGUGUCCGCUGAUAUGGGUCUGGUCAGCAUGGUACGUCAGGGCAUCCUUGCCCUCCAGUUGCUGCCCCCAAACUCCAGUGCAGGUAUCAUUAUAAUCACAGACGGAGUGACCAGUGUUCCUGAUGUGGCCGUGUGUGAAACGCUGCUGAACCAGCUCAGGAGUGGAACCAUCGCCUGCUCCUUUGUGCAGUAUUAA